AUGCCCGUGAACUGCUGUGUGCCGCUGUGCACGCAGCACGGCCGCGUCGACAAAGCCGGAUGCAAGGUAUCCUACCACCGUUUUCCCAAGGACGCAGACCUGCGCAAGAAGUGGAUUGUUGCUAUCAAGCGUGAUGAAGGGCCAUUUUUUGCUGUCUCAGAUGCAACUAAGGUCUGCUUCCACCACUUCUUGGAAACAGAUUUCCUAGCAAAUGUGGCAAAUGGUCACCGGCAUCUACAGCAGUUUGCUGUGCCGUCUGUGUUUUCAUUUGGUGAAACCAAGCCAGCAAGAAAGCCACCUCGCCAAAGGACAUCGCCACCCAUGUCAGCAUCAAAAAGGAGAAAGCACGACAUGGCCAGUACGCAGGAGGUUGUUGAAGGAGUUGAGAGGCAAUGCACUGCAGAGACUCAGGAGCCAAGCGAGGAGCAUGGGGCAACGGAAAGCAACGAAGAGGAUGAACCUAUUGGGUCAUUCCCGGGCACGUUGGAAGAACUGCCAACUGUUGCUGUGACAGAGUCAGUCAAAGAAUGUGCAUGCACGGAAAAAUAG
Molecule: messenger RNA, 549 nt
Organism: Ornithodoros turicata
Lineage: Eukaryota; Metazoa; Arthropoda; Arachnida; Ixodida; Argasidae
Product: THAP domain-containing protein 11-like
Exons: 2
Coding region: 1-549 (182 amino acids)
Source: RefSeq, a predicted model, not a curated record